GUUCGUUUUGUCGUAUAUAUGUAUAUAAGUACAUAUACCGGUAUACCGGUAAAAGAGAAGCGUUAAACUCCAAAAUGGCGCCACAUAGGAAAAGUAGCGGAACGAUUCGUGGUUCUCUUAAUGAAACUUUCGACAAAGAAAACAAUUAUUUACGUUCAUUGAGCGAUUAUCAAGCACGAGUUAGAAGGCGAGAAAGCAUUCGGAACUGUAGAAACGUAGGGGAGUAUGAUUUAGAACGAAAAAUCGAGCUAGAAGUUAAAAUGAAGGAAGGUUCAUCAAGAUUAUUAGCUGCUGCACAGCAUCCUGCUCAAAGCUUGGAAGCAGCACGUGCCCUACUUACUUCGAGCAAAAGAAUGUCUAUUUAUAUGGCUGAGCUACAACAUCGUGGCAAAAAUAUGGCAACCUUAAAAACAAGUGUUUCCAACGGUGAAGGAAAAUUAUCCAUUUCGGAUCUCAGAUUCCCCUUGAUGUGGAGAGAUUCAGAUCAUUUUAAAAAUCGUGGAGAUCAUCGAAGGUUCGCGGUUUUUUGCUUGGCUCGUGUUGGGGCAGAAAUUCAUGAUACAACCUUACUCUAUCCUAUUGAUAGAGAACAAACUGACGUUAGUUUUCCUGAUGUUUUGUUAUUUAACAAUGUACCAGCAGACUUCGAGUUAAUCUUAGAGAUCUACUGUCACGUUUUACAAGAAGAUCUUAGCAUUGCCAGUACACCAAGGAGAAUCGGAAGAACUAUUCAUUCGUCGAUUUCGAAAACUGUGGGUAGAAAGUUUGCGUUAUCUUUGCGAGAUGAAUACGAGUGUAACAAGGCAGGACCACAGUUCCACUUAGCGGCUUAUGCAAAACUGACUCUUAACGAUACAGACAGGAAUACACGGACGCACGACUUGUCGCUGAUCAAGUUUGGUACAGAAACUAAAACUUAUGCUCUGCCGCUGUUCGGACAUUUCUGUUGCCGUUUGGCUGUACAGCCAAAUAAUGUUGACAAAAAGGUAUGCACAGGAUUCGUAAUCAUAAACGGUCAACGGUGCUGGGCACGGUUGUGCGGUUUUGAAAUAGAAGCAUGGAACACACAGAGCCAUUCAGAAGAAUUACAGGAACCUGUGCUUACGAUUUGCGUGAACAAAGAGACUACUGUCCGACAAUUGAAAUCUAUGAACAAUCAACUACGGAUAGUCAAUUGUACCGAUAGCGUCAAGAAGCGCGACACUGUGGAAUUUAAUUCAGAGGAUGAUGUCCAAAAAUGGUUGAAACAAUUAAUACAGCGUAUCGACGAACAUUCAAGAUGGAAACAUGCAGCAAUAGACGCCCAGCGAAUACCAUGUUCUGAAAAUUCACGCACGAAUUCAAGUGCGAGAAAUUCAUUCGAUGUCAACAGACGAAAAGGAUCCCUCUACGACGAAAUUCCUAUAAUUGAUAACGCCUUCUAGAAGAUGGAAGAAGUUUCUUUGAAUAAAUACGUGUUUUCUCAUGCAUUUCUAAAUUUAUGUUUGGCAUGGAAAUAACUUGCGCAGCACAUUUAACCAUAAUAGGUAUAAUUUAUUAAAACUUUAUCCUAUCUAAAUCAGUUACAAGUUUUUGUAAUAAUUUUAUGUUUCAACAACCAAAUUGGUUUCAUCCAUU
Messenger RNA from Dufourea novaeangliae, 1617 nucleotides. RefSeq names its product rhotekin-like. The record is from RefSeq and is a predicted model, not a curated record. The transcript has 7 exons. Gene Ontology annotation, cellular component: actomyosin contractile ring. Lineage: Eukaryota; Metazoa; Arthropoda; Insecta; Hymenoptera; Halictidae. Gene Ontology annotation, biological process: actomyosin contractile ring assembly; mitotic cytokinesis; septin ring organization. The coding region runs from base 75 to 1424 and encodes 449 amino acids.